This is a messenger RNA of Struthio camelus australis, 467 nucleotides long. Lineage: Eukaryota; Metazoa; Chordata; Aves; Struthioniformes; Struthionidae. The record is from RefSeq and is a predicted model, not a curated record.
GGUCCCCCCAGGCUCAUGAGGCUCCCUCCCCAGCACCAUGUGGGGACAUGCCCUAUGCCCCUGUGCCCCUGGCAAAGUGGGGCUGUGAGCAGGCCUCUUCUCCGCUUCCAGGGACUGGUACAUGAAUGGGAACUACCUGGUGAUCCUGGUUUCCAUCACCAUUAUCCUGCCCCUGGCCCUCAUGAAGCAGCUCGGCUACCUGGGCUAUGCCAGCGGCUUCUCCCUCAGCUGCAUGGUCUUCUUCCUCAUCUCGGUGAGUGCAGCGGACAUGGCCCCAGGAUGUGCUGGCAUCUUGGGGCACAAAGCACCCCUUCCCGCUGCCGGGCCAGGCAUCCCCCAUGCCUGCACUGGAGCCCCGCUGCCGGGGCUGCCAGGUCUCCGACUCAUCCGGAGCAUGACCACAGAGCAUCUCUGCUGCCUGCACUGACAGGGGCAGGGUACGGGGCAAGCCUCACUGUGGGGGACCG